AUGAUCAGCAACUUACCUGAUUGCAUUCUUCAUUAUAUUCUUUCUUCACUACCUACAAAAGAUGCUGUAAGAACUUCUGUACUGGCAAAAAGGUGGAAGUACAUCUGGACAUACUUAUCUGUCUUUGAUUUUGAAAAUGAUCUUCCAAUCACCAACAGGAAAGAAAGCCAGAUUCAAAAGUCAGCAAAUUGCCUUCUAUAUCUAGUGGACAGACUACUUCAUAGAUCUGAUUGUAUAAAAAGGCUCCGUAUUGCAAUAUAUGGAAUUACUGUUGAUGCAGACCAAGUUAAUUCCUUAAUAUAUGCUGCAGUGAGGCAGAAAGUUGAAAAUUUCAAACUUUCCCUAGAUCUAAAGGAUUCCUUUGUGUUACCCCAUAGUUUCUCAAUUUCUGAAUCAUUGAACAAGUUGUGUUUAGAAAUGGUCUGUGUUCUAAAUAUUCCCAGUGGCAUUUGUUUCCCUAGCCUAAAGACUUUAAAACUUUCAUAUGUUACCUUUUCAAAUGAGAAGUCAGCUCAACAUCUUUUCUCUGGGUGCCUUGUUCUACAGAAGUUGACCAUAUAUGGUUGUGAUUGGAAGAACAUCAAGAAUAUAAGAAUUACAAUUUCCACACUAAGGAUAUUAAAAAUCUAUUAUGACCCUUUUACUCCAGAUAAUUUGCUUAACUGUACAUUCGAGAUUGAUGCUGUGAAUCUUAUAUCUUUCUGUUGCACAAGCUAUCUGGCUGUAGAAUUUGUACUUGUCAAUAUGACCUCCAUAUCUGAUGCUGAUAUUGAUGUUAUGACUCACUAUCCAUCAAUGCGGCAACAUGCUGCUCGCCGUGCAAUUAAACUAUUGGGUGGACUUGGUAAUGUAAAGCAUCUCAAACUAUCAAAUAAUACUCUUGAGUGUCUUUCCUGUGCAAAAAAUAUUCUCCAUCUCCUUCCUUCAUUCCACAAUUUGACACAUCUUGAUGUGCUUUUGGGAGCUUCUGAGGAUUUCACUAGUGAAGUAGUAAUGGACAUUCUCCAAAAGUCUCCUAAACUGGAAACUCUUGACAUUCCUCUGGGAUUUGAUCCAGAUUUCGUCUUGGAUGGUGAAGACUCCAUAUUCAAUUCAGUGCCUUUCUGUUUCAAAUAUUGUCUCAAAUUGUUUAUCAUUUCAAGUUUUGAUGGCGAUGCAACUGAAAUGGAGUGGCUCGAGAUUUUGCUAAAGCAUGCAACAGUUUUGGGGGAGAUGAAGAUUUUCUGUUCUGAAAGUCUAUCUGCCGAUUUGAAGAAGCAAAUGGAGAUCAGGAACCAAUUGCUACACAUAUGCCCAGCAAGUUGUGUCAUUAAUAUCCAAUCUUUUGUUUAG
Molecule: messenger RNA, 1332 nt
Organism: Abrus precatorius (Indian licorice)
Lineage: Eukaryota; Viridiplantae; Streptophyta; Magnoliopsida; Fabales; Fabaceae
Product: F-box/LRR-repeat protein At3g26922-like
Exons: 3
Coding region: 1-1332 (443 amino acids)
Molecular function (GO): protein binding
Source: RefSeq, a predicted model, not a curated record